Messenger RNA from Helicoverpa zea (corn earworm), 2486 nucleotides. RefSeq names its product deoxyribodipyrimidine photo-lyase (gene phr). Gene Ontology annotation, biological process: photoreactive repair. Bases 252 to 1838 code for a protein of 528 amino acids. Lineage: Eukaryota; Metazoa; Arthropoda; Insecta; Lepidoptera; Noctuidae. The record is from RefSeq and is a predicted model, not a curated record. Gene Ontology annotation, molecular function: deoxyribodipyrimidine photo-lyase activity. The transcript has 7 exons.
UCUUGAUUUUUUUUUUUUUUGCUACAACAUGGAAAUAAAAUAAUUGAAUCUUUAUGAAUAAAAUAAUUUAAGACGGCAGUAUUUAACGUUAAUUGCGCUAUUUGACAUUGACAUCAACUUACAUGACAUAACAGUUCAAAAGUCAAACAAAACAAAACCGACUGAACCCGAGCCAAAAGCCAGCCACUAGCAAGCAUAAUUUUCUUGUGUUAUGGGCGGGUUAUUAACAACCUAGAUUUAGUUAUUAUUAUAUGAGGUUUCCCUAUUUACCAUCGUUAAUCAGAACGGUUAAUAUGGCUUCUGCACCGAAAAAGAUCAAGCUCAGUCAGACAAAGUUAACUUCCAAAUCCGCCUCAGAGAACAAAGAAAGCAAUUCAAAUGUGGAAGAGUUUAUGAAGAAGUUACAAGACAAACGCGAGGAUACCGCCAAAUCAAUUUUAGAAUAUAAGUUCAACAAAAAACGCGUUAGAAUCAUAUCUCUGGAGCAGAUGGUACCUGAUAAGUGCGAGGGGGUCGUGUACUGGAUGUCCCGAGAUAGUCGCGUUCAGGACAACUGGGCCUUCUUAUUCGCUCAGAAACUCGCGUUGAAAAACGAAGUACCGUUGCACGUGUGUUUUUGUUUGAUUGCCAAAUAUUUAGAUGCCUCUGUUAGGCAGUUUGAUUUCCUAGUUAAAGGUCUAGAGAAAGUGGCAGCAGACUGCAAGAAGCUCAACAUAUCAUUCCACUUACUGGAGGGAAGUGGUGCUGAAGUGCUACCUCAAUGGGUGGUCAAACAUAACAUAGGGGCUGUGGUCUGUGACUUCAAUCCAUUGCGAGUGCCUCUCGGCUGGCUGGAUGGUGUUAAGAAGAAGUUGAAGAAAGAUGUUCCACUUAUCCAGGUGGAUGCCCACAACAUUGUUCCCUGCUGGGUAGCUUCAGACAAACAGGAGUACUCAGCAAGAACAAUAAGGAACAAAAUAAACUCCAAACUAGAUGAAUACCUGACUGAGUUCCCACCAGUCAUCAAGCAUCCAUACAGUGCCAAGUUUGAGCCAGAGCCUAUAGACUGGGAUGAAGCAAUAGUGUCCAGGGAAGCUGAUAAAAAUGUAGGCCCUGUAGAAUGGGCCCGGCCGGGCUAUGACAACGCUAUCAAAAUGCUGAAGAGCUUCCUUGACCAAAGGCUUAAAGUGUUUGCUACAAAGAGAAAUGACCCCACAAUGGAUGCUCUUAGCAAUCUGUCACCAUGGUUUCAUUUUGGUCAAAUAUCAGUCCAAAGAGUUGCACUAUGCGUUCAGCAACAGAAAUCCAAAUGCACUGAAUCUGUGAACUCAUUCCUAGAAGAAGCCAUUGUACGUCGCGAACUCGCUGAUAACUUCUGCUUCUACUGCGAACAUUACGACAGUAUAAAAGGCGCCAGUAAUUGGGCACAGAAAACUUUAGAUGAUCACAGAAAAGACAAAAGAACACACAUCUACACGCUAGAGCAACUAGCUAACUCAGAGACACAUGACGACCUGUGGAACUCUGCACAGAUACAGCUGGUGAAGGAAGGCAAGAUGCACGGCUUUCUGCGGAUGUACUGGGCUAAGAAGAUUCUGGAAUGGACACCUUCGCCUGAGGACGCGCUCAAGUAUGCCAUAUACUUGAAUGAUCAUUACAGCAUUGAUGGUCGCGAUCCCAGUGGUUAUGUUGGGUGUAUGUGGUCGAUCUGCGGUAUACAUGACCAAGGCUGGGCUGAGCGCGCGGUUUUCGGUAAGAUACGGUACAUGAACUAUGAUGGAUGUAAACGCAAGUUCGAUAUCAAAGCAUUCAUUGCCAGAUAUGGUGGGAAAGUACACAAGUAUGUGCCUAAGAAAUAAGUACCUGUUUAAUUUAAAAAAAUAUCGUAUAAAUCAAUCGUCAGUAUAGAAGCAACCUAAUUGUCGUCUCGAAUAAUAGUAAUCUCAAUGCAAUAUGACUAAGUUUUGCCUUAGAAACAAGUUGUGUUCAGUUUAAAAAAAAUAUUGUUUAAGAUCAAUCAUCAGUAUAAAAAUUCUCGAAUAUUAAUAAUCUCAAUGCAAUAUGACUAGAUUUUUAACAUAUCUCUAAAAGGAAUACCACACAUCACAUUUAACAAGUUGCGGUUGUUGCCAAUCUCAGUACUUAAGUAUUAUUAAGUGUAUAAUGUAAGUUCAAAUAAUGUCAACAAAAAGUACAAAUUGCAUAGGGCAAAGGUAUAGAAUACCAAUAAAUAAUUGUUAUGUAUAAUUUAUAUCAGUAUCUUAGCAUAUUUUAUAUCUUUGUUGUUGGAAAUAUAAUAUUUGUAUGUAUACUUUUUCUGGAAUGUUAUAAUGUAGUUUUGUUUAUUUAUUUAAACAGUAGUUAUGUAUAUAGUUACUCCAACAAGUUAUUUAAAUGAUAUUGUAAGCACUACACCUCCACUGCUACCUCCCAUAGCUGUAAGUUUUAGCUAUAAGCUGAACACUUUUGUAAACAGUAAAACUAAAAUAAAACAUCAAUUUUGCUUA